This is a messenger RNA of Sinocyclocheilus anshuiensis, 1466 nucleotides long. RefSeq names its product forkhead box protein L1-like. The transcript has a single exon. Lineage: Eukaryota; Metazoa; Chordata; Actinopteri; Cypriniformes; Cyprinidae. Gene Ontology annotation, biological process: anatomical structure morphogenesis; cell differentiation; regulation of transcription by RNA polymerase II. Gene Ontology annotation, molecular function: RNA polymerase II cis-regulatory region sequence-specific DNA binding; DNA-binding transcription factor activity, RNA polymerase II-specific. The coding region runs from base 228 to 1394 and encodes 388 amino acids. The record is from RefSeq and is a predicted model, not a curated record.
AGGCAGGGGACACGCGGGGAGAGAGAGACUCGAGGCUUUCUGCAAUGAAAAUUUAAUUAAUGUGGGUGGGCUGAGGGAACACAACGGGUGUUUAUCAUAGACAAUUUAUUUUCCAGCGCUAAGUCAACAUAAAACAGCAAAACGGACAACAAUUAUUUAACAUUUUAGACUCAUGAAGCGGACACACCGGUGGCGAUCUCCCCAGACUGAAACUGUCCUCCGAAGUCAUGAGUUUAUACCACAGCCCUGUGCCACAGCCCGGCGUGGCUGCACCGGCUCUCACUUUAUCGAAUUCCUCCCUGAUCUAUGUUUACGGUGGCGAAGUCGGAGGCAUCAUUCCCGCUUUGGGAUUCGCGUCAAGCCGGCAGGAGCCUCCGCAGAAACCUCCUUACAGCUACAUCGCGCUCAUCGCCAUGGCAAUUAAGAACGCGCCGGACAAGCGCGCGACUUUGAGCGGGAUCUAUCAGUUCAUCAUGGACCGCUUCCCUUAUUACCAUGACAACAAGCAGGGCUGGCAGAACUCAAUCCGCCACAACCUUUCGCUGAACGACUGCUUCAUCAAAGUGCCCAGAGAAAAAGGGCGACCGGGGAAGGGCAGCUACUGGACGCUGGACACCAAAUGCCUGGACAUGUUCGAUAACGGAAACUACCGGCGACGGAAGAGAAAGUGCAGGACUCAGGAAACGGGAGAGACUAAAAUCGGGCAUAAGAGAAGCCGAGCGACGACCCUGAACUCUAAACUUCAUCAAGGCGUCCACUUGGAGAAAGAGUCACCGCUUAAGGUCUCAGAAAUAAGCAAGCGGCAACACGAAAAACAUCCCGAAAAAGAUCUAAACAUCCACGAGAAGUGUAACGGCACCCAACAACAAAAUAGCGAGGCUAAUGUGUCCACACACGCCUCCGACUCCACAAAAGACUGGUGUUUAGCACCCUCGACCACAGCGGGCACUAACCCAAGAUGCCCGACGCCUGAACAGACCAGCACAGUGUCUCUAAACAAUCUAAAUGGCACAAACACUGCGCCUUUAAACGCGCGAGAGACGCCGGUACCCGUGAUGAAUGACACUGGAAGCGCGCAAACUGGAGACGCCAAAUCCAAAGAAACGAAUGCUCAGACGCACCCUCGAAAAACAACAGACAAAUCGAAGGAGUUUAGCAUUGACAGUAUUCUGUCAAAAAGGGAGAACCAGUUCCAAAGAAGGUGCGGCGUUGCCGGAGGAGCGCAGGUCGCGUGUUUGGAGUCGCGCGGUUACGCACUCACGUCGUCGCUGAUCGCACACGCGCACCCACAAGUGUACCCGCGCGGAUUCCCGCUCUGCUCCUACCUGUCUCUCACCUGUCCGGACAAAAUACUGAACUUCAGAGAGAAAACAGAUGAGAAAUUAUUCUUUUGACGACACUUGACGAAUCCCAGACUGUAGCAAAGCAAUUCAAGCAUCUAAUCAUUAAUGCUGGGUUAUUUCAAC